This is a messenger RNA of Didymodactylos carnosus, 1332 nucleotides long. NCBI's taxonomy places the organism in Eukaryota, Metazoa, Rotifera, Eurotatoria, Philodinida, Philodinidae. The record is from the annotation of a GenBank genome assembly.
AUGCCAUCUUUAUAUCGUGUAGACGAUAAGCAAGAACAACUACUGAUGUGCGUACCGGGUCCUGGUGGAACGGGAAAAUCUCAAGUGAUCAAAGCACUCACCAAGUAUUUUGAAGUCACAAACCGACAACACUUCUUACGAAAGUUAGCGCCAACGUCAAUAGCUGAAUCUGAAAUUGAUGGUCUUACAAUUCACUCGUUCUUAGGGCCGAUUAGUUAUGCAAAGAAAAAGAAGACAGUUCGUCCCGGAGAUGCAAAGGUGACCAGGAACUGGCAUCACGUCCAAUACAUAUUCAUCGACGAGAUGUCAAUGGUUGGUCUGCAUCUUUUAUCACAAAUUCAUAAACUUUUGUGUAUUGCCAAGAGCAAGUCAAACAAGCCAUUAUAUCGCGAUGUGUUGGCAGAAGAAAACAAUACGGGAACUACAUCGAAACAAAAAACUGAACUUGAUACUCAAUAUGAAGUCGGACGUGCACUGUGGUUACAAUUAAACACGGUAGUUCAGUCGAUCAGACAAAUGAGAAUCGAUGAUCCUGCAUUCUUAGAGGCUCAAAAUCGAUUACAAGCACCUGUUCUCGUUUUCCGUAACGAUUUAAGAACAGAAUUGAAUAAUUUGGCGGUUAUAUCGACAGCUCGUGAAAUCGGUGUAGUACCCGUUGUAUGUAUAGCACACGACACGUUCAAUGCCGAUUCAGUCGUUAACGAAAAAUUACGGAAAUUCAUUUUGCGUUUGCCCGACAAUAAAACGAAAGGACUAUGUGGUUAUCUAUUUCUCGUCAUAGUCUACGAAGAUGAACUUGACAACGAAACAAGCACAGCAGCCACAACAGAUGAUUUUCCACCAGAUACAAUGUUCGUUCGAAAACCACUGUAUGCGUUGGUCGAAAUUCAAAAAUCAAAUAUAUCUUCCAAAUUAGACACGUUACCUCAAAAAUUAGUCCCAAUAGCGCUCGUUGAGGAAACAUUCGAAGUCGAGUGUAAAGAACUUUUAUCAGAAGACGAACGAAGGAAACGUAUGAAAAAAACCAAACUAAAAGUAACUAGGAAACAAUUUCCGUUUGUGCCAGCCUAUUCCAUCACAACAUAUAAAAGUCAAGGACAGACACUUCCAAAAAUUAUCGUGGAUCUCGUUUUUCCACCAGGCAGUCGACCGCAAGUCGCAGCAGCCUACGUGCCAGUAUCAAGAGUCAAGAAACUUGACAAUCUAAUAUUUUUACGCCCGUUUCCAAUAUCGGCUCUACGGGUUCGUCCAAAUCCAGAUCUACUAAAAGAACUCGACCGACUUGAUCAACUGGACAAAAUAACCAAAAGGCGUUUUAAAUCUCGAGUGUAA